CUUCCUCUUUGAAUUCAGUUGUCAAAUUAUAUUUCAUCUUAUAGCACGCGAACGCAAAAGGAGGUAUGGUAUUCGUCAACCGCGAAAUUCAACAAACAUAAUGACAAAUAUGAAUCUUGAAAUGCAGCCUGACCUGAAGUGUUCAGGGAUUAACAAGCAAGCGUUUCAGCUGAAAAAUUCCAGGAGAGAUGGGUUAAUCCUGCAAGUACAUCAUACCAUUCCCACAGAUAGUGGUGAGAUACACCGUGUUCGAUUCCUGCAUAUGGCAUUUAAUGAAACCGGAGAGAUACUGGCAGCUUCUGACCACAGGGGCAAUGUUUUCAUUAUUGACUUGGCAAAUGAAAAGUUUUGGCUGCUGCCAAAUUUAGGUUCUUGCACUGUGAUUGCCUUCCCACCCACAAAGAAGAAUGAGCUGCUUUUUGGAACUGUGAACUCUUCUGUACACCUCUUGAAUAUAGAAUUAGGGACCCUGACAGGAACAUUGGACGGGCACACAGUUGCUCCCACGCAGGCCACUUUCUCUUCAACUGGCCAGUACUGCAUCACAACUGCAGCACAUGAGGCACUGAUUUGGGACUUGAACUCCAACACUCUAGCUCACCAGCUGUCUCUUCAGACAAAUGUUGUUGUGAAACAGGUUAUUUUCAUGCCUGUUUCGGACAAUAUAUUGGCAUGCUUUCAAGACGAUGCCAUAUAUAUAUGGAAAUUUGACACCUUUGACUACAUUAAGCAGAUUGUACCAGAUAUGUGGGAAAGUCAUCAUGUGAAAUCUAUUGCAUUUACUAGGAAUGGGAGAGCGAUGGUGAUUGGAGGACAUUCUCCAGUAUUGGUUGUGUUCUGUCUUGAUGCUUGGUCUGUGAAGAAAGUAAUUAAACUUCCAGAGGAUGUGUCAGGUGUUCGGCACAUUGAAUUUGUGCCCCAGCUCUUUGAUGCUGGUGCAAAUAAAAUACUGGGAUUGCUGUCUUCACAUUGUACGCUUUAUUUCCUGGAUGUUGAAUCAUCCUUAUUUCUAAAGAAUGUGUUUGAGCCUCAGAAAAAUAUUAGCAAGUUUACAGUUAGUUGCAAUGGGAAGUACGUUGCAUGCAUUCUGCAAUCUGGUGAGGUAAAUAUGUAUCGAAGCUCUCAACUGUUAGAGGCACAGUCUUCUGGAGAACCCAUGUUGACAGAAGAAGCUCGUUCUGUCGAACAGGUUGAUGUGGAGCCAGAGAAGAAAAUGGCUACUCCCCAUAGAGUCAGAGACUCUUUCAAACAAAACCUCCUCAAAGUUCAUGAACAGAUUAAAGAAACUCUGGAUUUGAGUCGCUUACGGCCUAUCCUAAAGGAAUUUGGGGAAUACCCGGACUCUUACCGACCUCUCAUUUGGAGAACUAUCUUACAAACACCUUGUAACAAGGCAGCAUAUAUGAAUCUUGUCAAACGAGAAGUCCAUCCAGCAUACCUGCAUCUUGAAGAACAGUACCCAUUAGAAAACAGAAGUGUCUUGAAGAAUCUGAGAAGAUUGUUAUCCUGUUUGGCUCAUUGGUCCUCACUAUUCUCUGAGGUGAAAUUCCUGCCUCUAUUUGUGUUUCCCUUUGUGAAAGUUUUCCAGAAUGAUCCAUUUGUGUGUUUUGAAGCUGUUACCACAAUCAUAUUGAACUGGUGUCAGUAUUGGUUUGAGUACUUCCCUUUUCCACCGAUAAAUGUGUUGUCGAUGAUUGAGAAUGUUCUUGCUGAACACGAUUCAGAACUUCUGGAAUUUUACUAUGGAGCCAGGGUUAAAACAGAUCUGUAUGCAUGGACUCUGCUUGAGGUGGCAUUUUCAGAGGUGCUGUGUAGGUCAGAUUGGUUGUGUCUGUGGGACCAUGUCUUAUCCAAUGAACCAUCCUUUCUGUUAAUGGCUGUUGUGGCAUAUAACAUUAUAUAUCGUAGAACAAUCAUGUCCUGUCGGGUACAUGAUGAUUUUGAGUAUUUCUUUCACAAUCAGAAUCCAGUAGACAUGAAGCGGUUUAUAUCAAAGACAUACAUGUUAUGCAAUAAGACCAGGAAGGAAGUUCAUCCAAGACAGUACCUCUCAGCAUUCAAACCUCUUGAGAAGAAUUCAUAUCCAGUGUUUAAUCAGUACCCAAAGUUUAUAAUUGAUUACAAGGCUCAGCAAAUGGAUCAGCUUCAUAAAGAGGAGCAAAAUAUUUUGAAGGAAUACCAGACAGCAAUGAAGCAAAAAGCUGAACAGGAGAAAAGGAUGCGUGAAGCAAUACACACUGAAAUACAAGAAGAACGCCUGAAAGAACUUGAGCAAGUAUACCAGGAGACACUUCGUAAAGAAAAAGAGCGAUUGGCUGAACAGCAGCAGAAAGUACAGGCUGUCCGACAGACUUUGAGGGCCCGUGAACUGGAGCUGUUGAAUGCUACCAGGGAUAGACUGAUGAGGCAGAAUGUACGACAGAGACAUGUGGCUCUCAAUCAGCUGCUUGAUGACAUUGAACGGAAGAGGGCACAAGAGAAGACAGAAAUAGCUGCAGCAAAGGAAGAGAUUCAGCGGCACUAUCUGGAAUUGCUGUCUCAUCAACACGAUCUGGAACAGAAGCUAGAGAGUACAUAUAGUGCUGUGCUGCCACCUUCUGUGGAGCAUCAUGCGUUGCGACAACAGCAAGAACAGCUGGCAAGUGAGCUCAGGAAGUUACGGACUGAAGCUGCUUCAGAACAUCAUGCAAAACAGGUGGACAUUACAACUCGUUUAGCUGUGAUGGAUGAAUUGUUACAGAAGGUUGACAUGAAAUUAGCCAAGGAAAUGGCAGAGACACAGCAUGAUUUCCAGCCUGGACAAAACAAUAUCAAGGGAUUGCAGCUUGAAAGAGGGAUUAAGAAACUGGAGCAAGAAGUGGAGCACCUGCUGGAGCAGAUGGCUGAAUUACACCAACAAGAAGGAACAGCUCGGUUGCAUGAGGAGGCAGAGAGUCAGGCAGACUGGCGGACACUCAACACAGAGCAAGAAGAAUUUGUCCGCCUGAAGCACCAUGACUCACCACUGAAUGUGGUUCAUGCAAGGUGGGAUGAACAACCAGACAAGCUCGGACAGCAAAAGGGGAAUGGGAAGCCAAAACAGCAAAUGAGGAUUGUGCCUUCAGGAGCUGAAAUGUCAUUUUACAUCCCUGUGCGGAGUGAUGAAUUCUACAGACAGGAACUGGGUGCAGUGAAAGCUGCAAUGGAUGUUAGGGACCAGAUAGUGUCAGAGUCAACUUUCCGGUAAAGCAUAUUUCAGGAAACAAGAUUCCUAUUUUGAGAAAUCAGAGGUUCAACUGCCAUUCAUUGAAGUAUAGGGAAGAUUUUGAAUGACGAAAUUUGAAUUAACUCUCCAAAUAUGAGCUAACUUUUCAAAGUAUUGGCCACAGCUUAUUUACUUUCUAAGUCAGCUUUCUGGCACCAGAGUUCAUUCAAGUGUACCCACCUCAGAUCUUCAUUCUACAUAUAAAUGUAUUAGUUAUUACUGAAACCAGCAGAUUUCCAUAUGGAAAUAUUACGCUCACUACAGUAAAAUUUUCAAUCUUUGUGCUUGAAGUUACUGAACCAUAAAUUUGUGACUAGAACUGAACCCUAACAAGCUAGGCUUAUCACUUUUCAAGUAUAACUGAAUUUUGUGUUUUUCUUGCCUUGUUAAUUGGGCUAUAGUAUGGACGGAUAUAAAAGUAUAUCAUGAACAUGGCAUAUUCAUUUAGAUUAUUAUUCCUGAAACAUCUGUUCACAUUUUGAAGAAAAGUUUAUUGGACCUGAUAUUACAAUUACAGAUAUCACAGAUAUAUACACAUACACACCAUAGAAAGCAAGUUCAUGAAUUAGGAUACAGGCAAUGCAUAUGGGAAUCAUUUUCAGGUUAUGUUUAAAAGAACAUAUUCUUCUGCAUAGUGUAAAUGCUUAAGUGCUCUUUGCUUGGUGAAUCUUUACUGUAGCUCACAUUAAUACACUUAAAGCUUAUAUAUAUAUGUAAGAUUUGAGGCUUUCACGGCGGUGAUUAUGAAGAAAGCAG
This is a messenger RNA of Cryptotermes secundus, 4000 nucleotides long. Its product is annotated as TBC1 domain family member 31. Gene Ontology annotation, cellular component: centrosome. The record is from RefSeq and is a predicted model, not a curated record. NCBI's taxonomy places the organism in Eukaryota, Metazoa, Arthropoda, Insecta, Blattodea, Kalotermitidae. The transcript is spliced from 21 exons. The coding region runs from base 101 to 3226 and encodes 1041 amino acids. Gene Ontology annotation, molecular function: protein binding.